AGAGUGCUUAAUCUCCGUUAAUCAGGUGUGUCGAUUGUGAAGUAUGGAGAUGUGGACUCCGCUCGAGUCGAACCCCGAGGUUCUGACGAGAUUAGCGCACAAGGUCGGGGUUCCGGAAGAGUGGGUUGUGAGUGAUGUGUUUUCUUUGGACCCGGAAUUACUAAGCAUGAUUCCGAAGCCCGUGGCGGCUUUAAUAUUGUUACUUCCGGCCGGGAUUCCUCGGCCUGACCUGACCGGGGAUUUGAUACUGCCGGAGAAGCAACCAAGGGUGUUUUUCAUGACACAAAGUGUGUAUAAUUCCUGUGGAACUAUAGCUUUGAUUCAUGCCGUGGCCAAUUCGGAUAUAGAUGUUCCACGGGAAUCCCCACUAGGAUCAAUUAUUCAUGGAACGCAAGAUAUGUCGCCGUUGGAACGUGGGGCGUCGCUGGAAGCGGUUGAGCAGCUAUCCGAGGCUCAUCGCGAAACAUCGCAAGAAGGUCAAACAGCAGCCCCCGACCCACAGGCUGGCUCCCUGCUUCACUUUGUCGCCUUUGUGCACCGCGAAGGUCGAUUAUACGAACUAGAUGGAAUGCGAUCUGGACUAGUGGAUCACGGCGAAUCUUCAAGUGUAAACUUUCUGAGCGAUGCUGCAGUCGUUUGUCGGCGUAUACUGGACGCAAAUCCUGACGAGAACCGGUUUUCAAUUCUUGCAAUCACGGGGCAAGAAGGUGGUGAAUCCGAGAAGAUUCAUGACUCUUGAGGAGAAAAAAAAAGAAACUCAUUUUGUGCUAUGCUGCGCUUGAAAUUUUGCUGUUGGGAUGAACUGGGAAUCGGAAUUGUGAGCGUAAAAAUUUUUUUUUUUCGCGAAAUGCGUGGUGUAAAAGUGUGGAUGAUCCAGUAAAUCUGAGGGAGCUAGGAAUGGCGAAACGAUACGCCAUUGGAAUCACUCUUCAGCGAAGUGUGGCGGAACUAAUGUGAACUUCGGAUUUUGUGCGGGACCAGAGCAUUAUCUUGUUUGGAACAUGCAUCCUUUCCACAGAGGAGAUGGAGCCGACAAUCAGCCAGCGUCUGCUAUCCUUUUGCAGAUUAUCGUUGAUGUAUUUUUUCGAACGCGUUUUUUGGUACAUCCUGCUGUGGCAAGCAAUGAAUUCAAAUGAUCAAAGCUAACGUUCCGCAUGGGCUUUUCCGAGGAAAAAUUCUUCGUGAACGUUCUUUUUUUCUUGGAAUUUUGUGACGUCACCGUUAAUCCUCAUCAGUUAUGGAAAGAUGCUUUUGGAUCGGUGCGGAAUAGCAUUGUUCGUGAGUUUCGAUUUUUGAGAUCACAACAAUAUAUUUCAUGCCAUAUUUGCGUCGGUUGGGCUUGUCAGACUGAAGACAACCGCAAACUUCUCACAUUUAUUUAAAUAAAAAAUCGUGCAUGCAUCCCAGUGUUGCAAUGAGAUACCAAAUGCAACUCCAGAGCUAUGCAAUGGGUGGUUCAGAAAAGAAGUACCUGUAUGCAGAAUUUUUAGGUCUGAAUGAUCUCGAGAGGUUAGAAAUAACUUCAUUUUGACCUUUUGAAGAGUGUCGAAUAAAAUAUAUUUCAAUUACCACAUUCACUUGAGUACAACAAGCCUUCAAGUAAGACUCGCAACUUGAUUUUUUGACGCAAAAUUCAGGCAAAAAUGUAUCCCUGCAUAAAAUGUGCACCCAAGUUUUUUUUUUGGCUGGAAAUUCAACUUCACUUUUACCAAAUAAUCAUUCAUAACAAAAUAUCCCUAUGAAUAAAUGGAAGAACAUACGCCAUUGAAACGGGAUUGUAGCCGAACAGGAUUUACUAUCCUUAAAUCACCCAUUACUAACUUUUGACUUAAACCAGUAUAGUUUCAUGAUUUUUUAAAGUAAAAAAUAUUGUACCAGCAUACCACGCAC
Molecule: messenger RNA, 1890 nt
Organism: Notodromas monacha
Lineage: Eukaryota; Metazoa; Arthropoda; Ostracoda; Podocopida; Cyprididae
Source: the annotation of a GenBank genome assembly